AUGUCACACGCCCAAGUCGAAGAGCUAUCCGACUCGGACCCCGACAUCGACGACCCCUCCGACUACCUCCCACACUCCGACAACCAAGUCAUCCGAGCAGCAGCCCAAACGCAAUCCCAAUCCUCAGACUCUUCACCCUCGACUUCACCACCUGUAUCUCCUCCAGCACGCCCCAACCCAACGCUUUUGCGGACCCCUCCUCCUUCUUCUGCAGCGCAUCAAUUCCAGCAACCGCAGACGCGCGAACACAUCAAGGCCUUCCAGACCCUAUACCCCGUCUACUUCGACAGCACACGGACACGGGCGGAAGGAAGACGCGUGACAUCUUCUCUAGCCAUCCAAAACCCGCUGGCGAUCAAUCUGCUGGAGGCCGUCAAAGCGGUAUUCACGGAAACCGCACCACUACCACGGAUCGCAUUCGAGCCGGACAAGACACACCCCAAAGACUGGGCGAACCCGGGCCGCAUCCGCAUCGAGAUGUUCCACCCGGAGACGCGGCAGCCGAUCCACCCAAACAUCAAAAACAAGGCGCACCUGUAUACUCUGCUGGGACGGUGGUUGAAGGAGCACCCGACCACCCCCAAGGAUCCGCUACAGUUGAAGAUCCCCGGGUUGCCGAUCCCCGAGACGUUUGGGAAGGAGCCGAUCCCUGUUCCUCGGGGCUGGAAAAUCGGUACGAUUCUGCCCGUGCAUUCGCCGGCCGUUAGUGGCGGUGGGGUCAAGGACGAUUUCUUCAAGGAGGCUAUGGAGGAGAUCCGCCAGGCCCAGAGUCAGGGCCAGUUGCCUGCUGGUGGGCCGGGCGGGGGUAUGCCUGAUAUGAGUGCGUUGCAGAGUAUGAUGAGCGGGAUGGGCGGGAUGGGCGGAAUGCCUGGGUUAGGUGGUGGAAUGGGAGGAGAGUCAAGCGGUGGAGGAGGAGGAGGCAAGAAGAAGAAAGAGAGAAAGAAGGGUUGA
Capronia coronata CBS 617.96 is the source of this 951-nucleotide messenger RNA. RefSeq names its product signal recognition particle subunit SRP19. The transcript has a single exon. The record is from RefSeq and is a predicted model, not a curated record. Gene Ontology annotation, molecular function: 7S RNA binding. Gene Ontology annotation, biological process: SRP-dependent cotranslational protein targeting to membrane; SRP-dependent cotranslational protein targeting to membrane, signal sequence recognition. NCBI's taxonomy places the organism in Eukaryota, Fungi, Ascomycota, Eurotiomycetes, Chaetothyriales, Herpotrichiellaceae. Gene Ontology annotation, cellular component: signal recognition particle, endoplasmic reticulum targeting. Bases 1 to 951 code for a protein of 316 amino acids.